AUAUAUGCAGAUGCAAAUUUCACUACAAAUGGUGACCUUAACACGGUCGUAGAUUGGGUCCCUGCAAUGAAGGGCAGUUGCCAAUUGAAGGACAUCCCAAGUUUUAUAAGAACCACUAAUCCUGAUGAUUUUCUGCUCAAUUAUGUCCAACGAAUGGUACUCAAGUUGAAACAAGCCUCGGCGAUCCUCUUAAACUCUUUCGAUGCCUUGGAGCACGAUGUCCUCGAAGCUCUUUCCUCUGAUUUCCCAACCCUUUACACUCUCGGCCCGUUGCAGCUCCUACAUGAUUCAAUUAAAGGUGGAAACGACGAGGAAGUUAAAACGAUUAGCACAAGUUUAUGGAAAGAGGACGCACGUUGCCUCGAAUGGCUUGAUUCGUAUGAGCCUAACUCUGUUGUUUAUGUCAAUUUUGGAAGCAUUACUGUUAUUACUAAUGAUCAAUUGAUGGAGUUUGCAUGGGGACUUGCUAAUAGCAACCAACCCUUUCUUUGGAUUGCGCGACCUGAUUUAGUCACUGGUGAUUCGGCUAAUCUCCCAUUGGAGUUUCUAGAGGAGACGAAAGGAAGAGGACUUAUUGCUAGUUGGUGUAACCAAAAGCAAGUGUUGGCUCAUCCUGCGGUUGGAGGGUUUUUGACUCAUUGUGGUUGGAACUCGACAAUUGAAACUUUGAUUAGUGGGGUGCCUAUUAUUUGUUGGCCUUUCUUCGCGGAGCAACAAACUAAUUGUUGGUUUUCUUGCCACAAGUGGGGGAUUGGGAUGGAGAUCGAUACGAAUGUGAAGAGGGGUGAAGUUGAGAGGCAAGUGAGAGAGUUAUUGGCAGGAGAGAAAGGGAAGGACAUGAAGAGAAAUGCUAUUGAAUGGAAAAGGUUGGCUAAUGAGGCUGUUGCUACUCCAAAUGGGUCUUCUUACAACAAUUUGGACAAGGUCAUCAAAAUGCUAGGGUCCCUUAAAUGAAAAUUUAAUCUAAGAUCUAGUUAAGUGGCUUGUUGGAAGUGAUUUGUGUGAUUCAAAUGGCUCUUAAGAAUGCAAGUAUUUUUUUUUUUUUAAUUAUCUUUCUUCCAAUUGUUUGACUUUGUGCGUUGCCCAAGGAGUUAUUUACAUGGAUUUGUAAAAUAUUGUUAUUUUCCUUGUCCCUAUUAAGAAAUGUUAUCAAUACUUGAUCUAUCUUAAGAUAUUUAAUUUGCACCACUUUAUGUCAUCUAAAAUACUUCUUUUGUUUUUUUUUUUAAUUAUUGCACCAUAUAGGUUGAGCACGAUAAUUUUGGUAGUGGGAAAAAGUAAGAGAGAGGAAGAUAAA
This is a messenger RNA of Chenopodium quinoa (quinoa), 1297 nucleotides long. RefSeq names its product 7-deoxyloganetin glucosyltransferase-like. The annotation marks the transcript as partial. Gene Ontology annotation, molecular function: UDP-glycosyltransferase activity. NCBI's taxonomy places the organism in Eukaryota, Viridiplantae, Streptophyta, Magnoliopsida, Caryophyllales, Amaranthaceae. The record is from RefSeq and is a predicted model, not a curated record. The transcript has a single exon.